UUGUAUUUCUAUAAUCGUCAAAAUCUUUUUGCAGUAUUUGUGUAAAAAAAUAUCAAAUUUAGAUUAUCUUAUAUAAGAAUCACUGCAAACUCAUGAUUGCUCAUGAGAUUAUAACUGCAGGCUGUAGAAUGGACCUCAGUGAGUUAGAAAACGUUCUGGCAGGAACCCUGUCACCAGAUCAGAAUAUCCGCAAAUCCGCUGAACUGCAUCUCAAGAAGAUAGAACAAGUUCCGACGUUUUGUGUGACUCUGCUGAAGUUGAUGCUUACUGAGAGUGCACAGCCGCAGGCUGUUCAAGCAGCUGCGAUAAACUUCAAAAAUAUCGUAUCCAAGCACUGGAAGGUACGUGAGGACUGUUUCACUAUCAGUGAUGUUGAUAAGAAUAUGAUACGACAAAACUUUCUGGAAUGUGUUGUCAAGUCUAAUGAUAUGAUCAGAAAACAGUUGUGUGUAUGCGCUCAGACGAUUGCGCGUGAGGACUACCCGUUCAACUGGCCGGGUAUCAUGGACCAGAUAGUUCAGACUUUGUCUGCUGACAGUGCUGCUAGCGCGUGGCUCGCUUCGCUCCUUGUUCUUCAUCAGAUCGUUAAAAAGUACGAAUACAAAAAGCUUGAAGAUCGAGACGGGCUUAACAAAGCAAUGACAGUCGUGUUACCAGUGUUGUUUGAAAGGUUGGCGCAAUUACACACGGACGAUUCAGAACUAAGUGUAACAAGCCAAAAAAUGAUACUGAAGAUUAUCUUCUGUCUCAUCCAAUUUCGAAUGCCGGCGGAGUUGUUCCCGGAACCAGUGUUUGGCAGACUGAUCCAGAACUUGCAGGCUAUAAUGUCCAGACCUGUUCCUAAAGAAGUGACAGAUAUCCAUGAUAAGGAUGAACUACCAAACGUAGUUUGGUGGAAACUAAAAAAGUGGGCGAUGCACUUAAUGACGAGAAUAUUUGAACGAUACGGCAACACCACCAACAUUUCCAAGGAAUACAAGAAGUUGGGACAUUUCUUUUCCUCUCAAUUCGCAGUGCCAGUAUUAAACACUCUCUUAGUCUCACUUGCUGAAACCAACCAGGGCAACUUUAUGAGUCCCCGGGUACUCCAAAGAAUCCUCGACUACCUGAAGCUUAGCGUAACAGUGUCAGUAACGUGGAAAGUUCUUAAAACCUCAAUCUUGGAGGUUAUUCAAAAAGUAGUGUUCCCUUUGCUAUGUCACACUGACGAAGAUGAAGAGUUAUGGACAGAGGAUCCGUAUGAGUACAUCCGUAUGAAGUUCGAUAUAUUUGAGGACUAUGUCUCCCCCGUUACUGCUGCACUCAAUUUGCUGGAGGAAGUUGUGACGAAAAGAAAGAACAUGUUAAAUCCACUUUUGAUAUGGGCAGCUCAGAUCCUAGGAAUGCCCCCAGAACAAUACAACCCACGUGUAAAGGACGGAGCAAUGCAUCUGAUUGGAGCUGUAGCUGAGAAACUCCUCAAGAAAGCAGAAUACUCCUCCCAGCUAGAGCAGAUGCUUCAGGCCCACGUGUACGGGGACUUCAACAGUUCCCAUGGUUUCCUCCGAGCACGUGCGUGUUGGACUAUCCAGCGGUUUGCUGCUGCGAAAUUCAGUAACCGUGAUAACCUGAAGACUGCAUUUGAAGGAGUCAGAGUUUUGCUGUUGAAUGAUAAGGAACUUCCAGUUACGAUAGAAGCUUCCUUCGCUCUGCAGUCUUUACUGCAGAAACAACCAGCAACAAAAGACCUGCUGGCACCACACGUAGGUAAUGUUAUACAGAAACUGUUAGUCUCUAUAAAAGAGACUGAGAACGAGGAUCUCACCUACGUCAUGCAGGAAUUAAUAGAGAAGUACAGUGAGGAUAUACAUACUGUAGCUGUUCCCUUGGUUACAGAACUCGUCAAAACAUUCCAGGCAAUGUUGGAGGAACUGGCGGAAGCAGAAGACGAAGAUAACAGCAGCUACAAAACCAUGACAGCUAUGGGAAUACUUAACACGAUACAGAAUCUACUUUCUGCUGUCUCCCAGAACAAGAAGAUCAUGCCGAAAAUUGAGAACAUUCUCGCAGAGCUAAUAUCGACAGUACUAAAAGGUGGAAUAGUCGACUAUUACGAGGAGAUAUUUCAGAUGAUCCAGAUCUUGACAGCUCUUCGUGUAACAUCUGUGAUGUGGAACGUGCUCUUCCAAAUGUACGAAGCGUUUAAAAACGACGGUCACGACUACUUUCCAGACAUGAUGGGAGCUCUACAUAACUACGCAACUGUAGACUCCUCCAAAUUUUUAUCAAACCCUCAAUAUAUUGAGAUAAUGUACAAUAUUUCUAAAACGGUACUGAAGAAACAAGAGAGUGAAGAUCCACAGUACAAUGCAUUGAAGUUGGUGGAGGUUAUCAUUGUUAACCACAGAGGCAAGAUAGACCACAUGCUACACAUGUUCAUGUCCCUAGCGCUGGAUAAGCUCGCUCAAUCAGUCCAGACACAGGAACUUCGUGCCAUGGCACUUCUCGUCGUAGUUGCAGCUAUCUGGUAUAACCCGUUACUAGCAAUGCACCUGCUGGACAAGUACAAACUACCUAACAGUUCCGAGUCCGUGGUGGAACAGUUCUUUAACCAGCUUUUCAGUGAUGCUGAGGUCUUCAUUGGGAUACACGACAAGAAGGUAGCAGUACUGGGACUGUGUGAGCUGAUAAUGCACCCCUCAGCUCCUAAACCAUUCGACCAUUUAGCGGACAAGCUGAUACCGUACUUCAUAACACUACUCAAGAACCUGAGGGUGGCGUAUCAGUUGCGGAGGGAGGAGGAGAAUGAGGAGAGUGAGGGGGAGGAGGGGGAGGAGGCAGGAGAGGGGGAUGAGGAGUUGGAAUCAGAAGAUGAUGAGUGGGAUGACGAGGGCACAGAGUAUCUUACAAAACUAGAGGAGUUCGUUCCUGGAGACAUGUCAGGAAUGUUUGACUUGGAGCACCUGGAAUGUUUCGACACAAUCCUAGACGACGAGGAAACAUCACCAUGUGAGUUCACCACAUUCAAGAGAUUGUUGGAAUUCCUCAUGCAGAACGAGGGCGGGCAUGAAGUUCUCAUGAAGUGUGUGGAUGAUGAUCUUAAGAAGGAUAUGGAGAGUUUAAUUCAGUAUGCGGAUAGGGAAACUGAUCGGAAACGAAGUGAGAUGAUCGAAAAUCAGGGAGGCUAUAAUUUUGAGAACUCGUUCGAGGUCCCUUCUACGUUUAACUUUUAGGCAGCGUGAUUUAUAGCCUCAAGAUAAGCUUUAUUUUAAAAGUAAAUUUGACUUUGGCUGCAUUGAUGGUAUGAAAUGAUAGAAACGAUGUGGUAGGAUUUCCGUUUUUAGAAAAAAUAAAAAGCUGAGAUUGCUUUUCGAUCGGAUAUAACGAUGCUGAAUUUAUUUUAGGUAGUUGAAAGAUAGUCAAUCUGAUAAAAAACUUCAAAUUGAUUGAUUACCAAAUAUGGGGUUUUCCCGGCUGGAAGUCAGUUGAAUUAAUUUAUUUCUCAAGAGCUCUUUGAAUAAAUGCAUAAUUUUAAGGUUUUUAGACCAUUUUAGCAGCUUUUUAAAAUCGGCACUUAUGUGGCAACCGGCUACCUAAAUUAAUGGUAGCCGAAAUGUUUUUAUACCCUUUUGUUAUUUGUACUUGUAGUCUUCGAUGAUAAUUUAAAAUUCUACUUC
Bolinopsis microptera is the source of this 3656-nucleotide messenger RNA. RefSeq names its product importin-7-like. Lineage: Eukaryota; Metazoa; Ctenophora; Tentaculata; Lobata; Bolinopsidae. Gene Ontology annotation, molecular function: small GTPase binding. The record is from RefSeq and is a predicted model, not a curated record. The coding region runs from base 93 to 3212 and encodes 1039 amino acids. The transcript is spliced from 23 exons. Gene Ontology annotation, cellular component: nuclear envelope; cytosol. Gene Ontology annotation, biological process: protein import into nucleus.